AGCCUCGGGGGUCGAGCUGGUGUGGGAGAACCACAUCCUGAUGCGAUGUGACCUCGACCCGUAGCCCGGGGUCUGGGUCCAGGCUCGGGUCCGUGCGCUAAGGGAGAGGCGUGGCUUGCGUGGAGGGUCGCGCCAGCUAACCUGGGGGCGUGACCUCGUGCCUCUUGGUGACGUACCGUGGGGCGGGCUCACUCCUGGGGCUGAGUUUUGGGGUCCCGUUGUGGAAAGAGAGGACGGGCUUCUGCCUGUCCAUUGACAGGUAGGUAAGUGGAAGAUAACUCUGUGGUGCUGUCGUCGCCGCUUUGACCUGUGGUGGCUAGUUUGGGUGGGAGUGGUGGUGACAUAAAGGAUUGGGGCUAGCCCCGCGAGGGGCGUGACCUUGUCACAGAGAGGCGUGGCUUCACUCCGAGCCUAGGCGCACAAAGGGCGUGGGCUGGCAGUGUUGGGGGCGUGGCCGCACAGAAACUGGCGGCAAGGGGCGUGGUCCUGAAUCCGGGCUGAGAGAGGGGGCGCAAUUUCUUCCGGAUAGGUUCCCUGUCGCGCCCAAAUCUGGGAAGUGCCCUUUCUCUCUUAGGUGCCACCUCAUGGAGACCCCCGCGGCCGCCGCCCCUGCCGGGAGCUUAUUCCCCUCCUUUCUGCUCCUGGCCUGCGGGACGCUGGUGGCCGCCUUGCUGGGCGCCGCGCACCGCCUGGGGCUCUUCUAUCAGCUGCUGCACAAGGUGGACAAGGCAAGCAUCCGGCAUGGUGGAGAGAACGUGGCCGCUGUGCUGAGGGCCCAUGGCGUGCGGUUCAUCUUCACGCUGGUCGGUGGGCACAUUUCCCCACUGCUGGUGGCCUGUGAGAAACUGGGCAUCCGUGUGGUGGACACACGCCAUGAGGUCACGGCCGUCUUUGCUGCUGAUGCUAUGGCCCGCCUGUCCGGAACGGUGGGCGUGGCGGCAGUGACAGCAGGCCCUGGCCUCACUAACACAGUGACGGCGGUGAAGAAUGCUCAGAUGGCUCAGUCCCCAGUCCUGCUUCUGGGUGGGGCCGCCAGUACUCUGCUGCAGAACCGGGGUGCACUCCAGGCCAUUGAUCAGCUGUCCCUUUUCCGGCCACUCUGUAAGUUCUGUGCGUCUGUGCGGAGGGUGCGGGACAUCGUGCCCACCCUGAGGGCCGCGAUGGCUGCUGCCCAGUCGGGCACCCCAGGUCCAGUGUUUGUGGAGCUGCCCAUUGACGUGCUGUACCCCUACUUCAUGGUCCAGAAGGAGAUGGUGCCAGCCAAGCCACGCAAGGGCCUCGUGGGCCGAGUGGUCUCCUGGUAUUUAGAGAAUUACCUGGCCAACCUCUUUGCUGGGGCAUGGGAGCCUCAGCCCGAGGGACCGCUGCCCCUGGACAUCCCCCAGGCUUCCCCGCAGCAGGUUCAGCGCUGUGUGGAGAUCCUGAGCCGGGCCAAGAGGCCCCUAAUGGUGCUAGGGAGUCAGGCCCUGCUCACCCCGAAGUCUGCCGACAAGCUUCGGGCUGCCGUGGAGACCCUGGGUGUUCCCUGCUUCCUUGGGGGGAUGGCACGGGGGCUGUUAGGCCGCAACCACCCCCUCCACAUCCGGGAGAACCGCAGUGCGGCCCUGAAGAAGGCAGAUGUCAUUGUCCUAGCAGGAACCGUGUGCGACUUUCGCCUAUCGUAUGGCCGUGUCCUCAGCCACAGCAGCAAGAUCAUCAUUGUCAAUCGUAACCGGGAAGAUAUGUUGCUCAACUCAGACGUCUUCUGGAAGCCCCAGGAGGCUGUGCAGGGCGAUGUGGGUUCCUUCGUGCUGAAGCUGGUGGAGGGCCUUCAGGGCCAGACAUGGGCCCCAGACUGGGUGGAGGAGCUGUGGGAAGCUGACCGGCAGAAGGAGCAGACCUUUCGGGAGAAGGCAGCGAUGCCUGUGGCCCAGCACCUGAACCCAGUGCGGGUGCUGCAGCUGGUGGAGGAAACGCUACCUGACGACUCAAUUCUGGUGGUGGAUGGCGGGGACUUUGUGGGCACUGCUGCCCAUCUGGUACAGCCCCGUGGCCCCCUGCGCUGGCUGGAUCCUGGGGCCUUUGGGACUCUGGGAGUUGGUGCAGGAUUUGCACUUGGGGCCAAGCUGUGCCGGCCGGAUGCCGAGAUCCCAGUAAUGGCCUUGGUAGGGAAUGAUGCUGGCUGGACGCAGAUUUCUCGGGAGCAGGUGCCGUCUCUGGGCAGCAACGUGGCCUGUGGCCUGGCCUACACUGAAUAUCACAAGGCAGCCAUGGGUCUGGGGGCCCGGGGCUUGCUGCUCUCACGGGAGAACGAGGAUCAGGUGGUCAAGGUGCUGCACGACGCCCAGCAGCAGUGCCGAGACGGCCACCCGGUAGUGGUGAACAUCCUCAUUGGGAGGACGGACUUCCGCGAUGGCUCCAUUGCUGUAUAGGGCCUUGUGGGUCAGGAUGCUUGGCUGCCUUCCUGCGGCUGGACUGUGUCCAGCUGGUUUGGAGUCUCAUCAUUGCUUGUCCUGGGCCUAUCCCAUGAGGCCCGAUGACUCCACAACCUCCCUGAGGAGGGGAUGGAGGGGUCAAAGCUCAGAGAGGCUCCCUUGUGAGCUCUUCGACCCUCCUCUCCACGGACCCAACUGUGCCCUUUGUCCCCUCUCUUACGGAGACUGAAUAAACCACCUCUGGCCCACGUGGGCCCACAUACUCAGUC
Cercocebus atys (sooty mangabey) is the source of this 2683-nucleotide messenger RNA. RefSeq names its product ilvB (bacterial acetolactate synthase)-like (gene ILVBL). Gene Ontology annotation, cellular component: acetolactate synthase complex. Gene Ontology annotation, biological process: L-valine biosynthetic process. Lineage: Eukaryota; Metazoa; Chordata; Mammalia; Primates; Cercopithecidae. Gene Ontology annotation, molecular function: magnesium ion binding; acetolactate synthase activity; flavin adenine dinucleotide binding. The transcript has 14 exons. The record is from RefSeq and is a predicted model, not a curated record. The coding region runs from base 585 to 2411 and encodes 608 amino acids.